AUGGUCAUGAAGUUGCCGUUGGCGAGACCUCGGGCCCACACAACCGAUGCUGGUGCGAUAUCCGCUACUGAUGGCAUAAACGACUCACCCCGUCCUGAAUCCGCUCGUGAACGGUCACCACACCCGAACAAGAACUGGGCGCAGAAUGCUUCUCGAGAACCGAGACGGAAGAUCGUUAAGGCCGCCCCGUCUUACCGCCAGGAAUUCAACUCACCGGAAGCUGAAUCUACUUCCUCCUUGUCUCGUGGAUCCCCGCUGCGUCUUGCGUCCGUGAAUGAGUCAUGGUGUGAUCAAGGAUUAUGCACUCCUAGCACUGCAUCGAUUGCUCGUACGAACGACUCAUGGGCGGAUAUACCUCCAACUAGUUCCACUGGGCUCGAUGACGAGGCACAAAACAAGGAUUUUGGGUCGCUCAAGCGUAAACCAAUCCGGAAUCCACGCCCCGUGUCCCGUCUACGAAGUCAGUGUAAAUGGUCGACACUUUUCACGGUGGAGAGCGCGGCGUACAUUCCUGAUUCCCAGUUAUUCUGGAGGGAACCAAAAAUACCGGACGCGCGCGCAUGGGCGAUGAGAUCGCAAUCACUCCCACGACAUGGAGAGUUGUCAGAUACUUCGACGGACUCCAAGCAAAUCAACCCCACAAGGCUGGCUCUUUGGCAAGAAACUCAUACAGGGCAAAAGCAAUGGGAAGCAUGGCCACAGGCACAUGCGCACGGUUUGAAGGGCCCGACAGAUGAAGUAGCCCCAACGGCUCCGCUACUUGAUGUUCAUAUCCCCGAAGUUGAAAUGGAACGAUACAGUGUGAUGUUUGGCUCCUUUUAUGAUACAACAUCAAACUCAAAGCUAGCUGCGCCGCGCAGUCGAAAUGAUCUCGUUCCGGAAACAAUGCAGCUACCCAUGCGGAACGGUGCUGCCAGGCCCAGGCGUGCCACAUCCCCUGCGCCAAAGUCUCCAGGCUUCAGCUUAUUUCCAGCAACCCACACGAAUAACGCCUCGCAUCAUAUAGAGCCUCAUUAUAUUUCCCGUGAUCCUGUUCCAUUACAAAAGUCUCACACCAUGCCCGCGUCACCGGAUGACGCCUAUGUUGAGAUAGCCUCUCGACACAAGCCCCCUUUCCAAUACCCUCUAGAAACGUCGGAAUCCUCCGAUAGCGUUUCAUACCUCUCUACAGCUCCCUCAGAAAUUGACGAUGGGUUCUCAGAUGAGGACCACGAAACAAUCAAGUUGUGCAUUAAGCCACCUGAGCAAAACGAGCCGAUGUGGGAGAUGGUCACGCCUGGCCCAAACCCACCACGGUCUACACACGAAACACUACAGAAGCUCAUAUCAAAGGAGCCUGUAUUGAAUGCUACUGAAAUCAAAACGCCGUUAGAUUCAAAACCCAAUUUAUCAAACACCUUAGCUCCACCACCUAUCCCUCUCCCAUUCCAGCAGUCCUUGCAUUCAGCUCGAAACACAAAGAACAGCGGCGUCACAGAUUCUACUUCGCCCGGUGUAUCCAAAACCAAAUCUGGCCAAGUCGAUUUCCACAGGUAUACUUCAUCGAUAAACUCGGAUAUCGAUGACUUUCAGACAGUUGAGGUUUCCAUCGCGAAGUCCAUUUCGGUCAGUAAGAGGAAACACAUACUCGUUCCGAUCGGGGGAAAGUCGAGCGCCUUUCGGUCAAAUGAACGGCUAGUGGAAAGGAGGGUAGCAACACCAACGGCAGAAGUCUUGCAUAAAGGCCAUCGAUAUGAGAAAUCUCGAGCUGCCGUCUUGGAAAAUGCCUAA
Uncinocarpus reesii 1704 is the source of this 1770-nucleotide messenger RNA. RefSeq lists its product as uncharacterized. The transcript is spliced from 3 exons. The coding region runs from base 1 to 1770 and encodes 589 amino acids. The record is from RefSeq and is a predicted model, not a curated record. NCBI's taxonomy places the organism in Eukaryota, Fungi, Ascomycota, Eurotiomycetes, Onygenales, Onygenaceae.